UAAUUAAAAAAUAGUUGGGAAAACAAAAAGAUUGAUUUUCCCGGAUCGAUCUGGCAAAUUGAACCCUAAGCAGGCUUGUUGUAAUCUAGCAGUCCGCUAUCACAUUCUCUCACGGCAGUCGCAGCUCCAUCAACUCCCCGCAGGCCGUCGCGUCGCAGUUGCUCCUCUUCCGUUCUCCCUCCCCCCCCCCCCCCCCCCCCCCCUCCCGGCGAUCUUCGGGUGACUUGUGGCUCUGUCACUCUCUCUUUCUCUUCUCACAUUCCGCCCUUUUAAUCUCCCAGCCCAUCAAAUCUCAAUUUCUUCAUUAAGGAAGAGGAAGCUAAUCUUCUUAUAAAACUAAUAUGGUGAUUUAGUAAGUCCUUUAUGAUUGAUGAUAUAAGAAGAAGAAGAAGAAGAAGAUACAUAUGGCUGGUUUUUUGUCUGGUGAUCAUGGAAUGUAUGAAGGAGGUGGUGCCGGUGGUGGUGGUGGUGGUUCCUACAAGCAUGCUCAGGACAAGCCCGAUGACGGAGGAGCACGUUGGUAUUUCUCUAGGAAGGAAAUUGAAGACAAUUCUCCAUCCAGGCGUGAUGGCAUUGACCUAAAGAAAGAGACUUAUCUGCGCAAAUCGUACUGUACAUUCCUACAAGAUUUGGGGAUGAGACUUAAAGUACCCCAGGUCACAAUUGCAACAGCCAUAAUUUUCUGUCAUCGAUUCUUCCUUCGUCAAUCCCAUGCAAAGAAUGAUAGGAGAACCAUUGCAACAGUGUGUAUGUUUCUUGCUGGGAAGGUUGAAGAAACUCCACGGCCAUUAAAAGAUGUUAUUCUUGUCUCAUAUGAAAUCAUUCAUAAAAAGGACCCCACUGCUGUUCAGAAGAUCAAGCAGAAGGAAGUAUAUGAACAACAGAAGGAAUUAAUUUUACUUGGAGAAAGGGUUGUUCUUGCAACUCUGGGUUUUGAUCUUAAUGUGCAGCAUCCAUACAAACCCCUUGUCGAGGCGAUAAAGAAAUUCAAAGUAGCUCAGAAUGCUCUUGCUCAAGUUGCAUGGAACUUUGUCAAUGAUGGACUUCGGACGUCUCUUUGCUUGCAAUUCAAGCCUCAUCAUAUUGCUGCUGGUGCCAUUUUUCUUGCUGCUAAGUUCCUUAAAGUAAAGCUCCCAUCAGAUGGUGAGAAGGUCUGGUGGCAGGAAUUUGAUGUAACCCCACGCCAGUUGGAAGAAGUUAGCAAUCAAAUGUUGGAACUGUAUGAACAAAAUCGGGUCCCACCUUCCAGUGAUGUUGAAGGAAGUGCCGCAAGUGGAGCUACUCAUCGGGCUCCUGCAAAAGCUGCCACUAGCAAUGAAGAACAUGUAACAACCAACAGUUAUUCACAGACUGGAGGUAUGAGACCUGGAACCUCAAAGCCUGCAUUAUCUAGACCAGCAUCUGAGUUAUCAUAUGCUGAUAAUCAAGGGGGGCCUCCAAGAGUCACUGAAAGUCGGAGUAAUGACUAUGCAAGUACGGAAUUGAAAAUUUUGGAUCAGAAGGUGGAUGGGGAAUUCAAAGAUAAUCAACACUCUGAACUGGAGCAAUUGCCUUACCAAGAGAAGGUAGGGGAAGCUCAAAACAUAUCAAGGUUGGAUUCAGAGGGAGCUGGUGAAGAAGAUCAUGAAAGUAAUGUUGGGAGAAGUGAAACAAGGGAACCAGGGGAAUUGAAGGAUAAACAUUUUGGCCGGAAUUUAGAAAAUAGACGAGGUACACUUGGUCGGUCACCUCAGGAAGAAUUCAAGAAAAUUGACAGGGACAAAGUAAAGGCAGCAUUGGAGAAACGUAGGAAGUCUGGUGAUGUAGCCCGGAGAACAGACCUGAUGGAUGAGGAUGAUCUGAUUGAGAGAGAGCUAGAAGAUGGUAUUGAAUUGGCUGCUGGAAGUGAGAAAACCAAGCGGGACAGGAGACAAAACUGGUUGAAGUCCUCAAACAGGCCAGAAAAUGACGAGUUGCAUCAGGGGAAACAUCAAGAGGGUGUGAGAGAUGAACAUUAUCAAGGGCUGAAGGGGCAACAAUCUGGUCCAGAUUUAAAUAAUGUGGAAGAAGGGGAAGUAUCAGCAUUUGAUGAUGCUGAAUUUCAGUCACCCAAAUCAAACCACCGCAAGAGAAAGGCAGGAAGCCCACUGACCAAUGAGGGGAAGCAACGACAUGAUUGACCAUUUUGUGUAAGGUUUAAUGGAUAAAUAGUUUGUCUUCUCCUCUCUUUUUGUUAGAACAAUAUUAUAAUGAAUUUUUAGAGCACGACAUAAUUCAACCAUGGGACUAUGCAAUCCUUCUAUGAUGAAUCUUGUAAUUGAAGUUGUCUUUCUUGUCCGACCUCA
Molecule: messenger RNA, 2324 nt
Organism: Ziziphus jujuba (common jujube)
Lineage: Eukaryota; Viridiplantae; Streptophyta; Magnoliopsida; Rosales; Rhamnaceae
Product: cyclin-T1-4
Exons: 7
Coding region: 405-2159 (584 amino acids)
Biological process (GO): positive regulation of DNA-templated transcription, elongation; regulation of transcription by RNA polymerase II
Cellular component (GO): nucleus; cyclin/CDK positive transcription elongation factor complex
Molecular function (GO): cyclin-dependent protein serine/threonine kinase activator activity
Source: RefSeq, a predicted model, not a curated record